UAGAGACCGCGGAGUCGUGCAGAGCGCAGAGCAGAAGAGAAUGGCGAAGGCAACGUACAUGAAGCUGAAGGGAAGCCAGAACCUCAGGCUUCGUCUUCUCCUCGCUACUCUUUCUGCGACGCCGGUGCUUAUCGACGACAUCCGUCAUGACGACACAUGGCCCGGCCUCCGCCCCUACGAGGUCUCUCUUCUCCGCUUGUUCGAGAAAAUUUGCGAUGAUUGUGUCGUCGAAAUCAACGAAACCGGCACAAAAUUGAAGUAUAAGCCAGGCAUUAUCAUGGGUGGGAAAAAUCUUGUGCAUGAUUGUGGUGUUGGUCGGUCCAUUGGUUAUUUCUUGGAGCCAUUGAUUGUGCUUGGUUUGUUUGGGAAGAAGCCCCUGUCCAUUACGCUCAAAGGAAUUACAAAUGAUUCCAAGGACCCAUCUGUUGAUACUUUCCAGUCUACCACCUUAUCCAUCUUAAAGCGUUUUGGAGUUCCUUCAGAAGGAUUGAAGCUCACAAUUAGGAAUCGUGCACCUCCUCCUCAUGGUGGUGGCGAAGUUGAAUUGAAGAUUCCUAUUGUUCAAAAUAGUCUAACAGCAGUCACAUGGAUUGAUGAGGGAAUGGUUAAGAGGAUUAGAGGACUAACAUUCACAUCCAGAGUAUCUUCUCAGUUUGAACAUACCAUGAGAUAUGCAGCUCGUGGAAUCUUUAAUCGCUUACUUCCAGAUGUCCACAUAUCUACUUAUCAUUCAAAAACUGGAAAAUCACCAGGCUAUGGAAUUUCAGUGGUUGCAGAAACUACUUCAGGUUGCUUCAUCUCUGCUGAUACUGCAGUUUCUUAUGGACGAGGAGAAGAAUCAGGUGAAGAUAAAGAUGAAGAGAAUAAUGAACUAAUGCCUCCAGAAGAAGUCGGUGAGCAAAUUGCUUCUGUUCUGCUUGGGGAGAUUGAGCAAGGAGGAGUCGUAGAUUCAACACACCAGGGUCUGUUGUUUCUCCUUUGUGCAUUAUGCCCACAAGAUGUUUCAAAGAUUCGUGUAGGAAAGCUCUCACCAAAUGGAAUCGAAACACUGCGACACAUCAGAGAUUUUCUAGGUGUUAAGUUUGUCAUUAAGCCUGAUCCAUCGACCGAGACGGUCAUACUCAAAUGUGUGGGAUGUGGAUUGAAGAACCUAUCCAGAAAGAUAUCAUGAAAAGCAAAAAUUGUGAUAAUUGGUCCUACCCACAAGUAUCAAAGUUUUAGUUCUCAUAGAUCAGACGUGGAAUCAGAAGUGUUUGACAUGCAUGAACUGAGAGAAAAAUUAGGAACAUGCUGAUCUGAUGCUCUGGCUCCCGUGAUUCUCUCAGGUUGAAAUUUUGAUGCAACCAUUGUAGUUUAUGAUGAAGCUCUUACAUCUUGUCACAUUUUGAACCUAUGAGGUCAGUUUUUUAUGACUGUAUACCAUUGAGAGAAACUUGCCAUGCAUUUUUGUUUUUCUUUAUACACGAUAUUUAAUUGUCUAGGUUGAUGUUGAAUUGCAAAUGAAUGCAAAAAUGAGAUAGUUUAUAGGGUGCA
This is a messenger RNA of Vitis riparia (riverbank grape), 1533 nucleotides long. RefSeq names its product probable RNA 3'-terminal phosphate cyclase-like protein. Lineage: Eukaryota; Viridiplantae; Streptophyta; Magnoliopsida; Vitales; Vitaceae. The record is from RefSeq and is a predicted model, not a curated record. Gene Ontology annotation, cellular component: nucleolus. The transcript is spliced from 6 exons. Gene Ontology annotation, biological process: endonucleolytic cleavage of tricistronic rRNA transcript (SSU-rRNA, 5.8S rRNA, LSU-rRNA); ribosome biogenesis. The coding region runs from base 41 to 1171 and encodes 376 amino acids. Gene Ontology annotation, molecular function: RNA endonuclease activity.